UGGUUUAGUGAAACUGUGGAGCUCCCUGACUCUACUCGGCUCUUAUCAGAACCAGAGCUGCGCCUUCAGAGUGCUGCAGGUGUCUCCGUUCUUGUUAGUGCUGACAGGAAACAGUCGUGAGCUGCAGCUCCACUGAAGCAUCUUCUGUUUUGUCUACAAUCAUGUGGCGAAACAUCAUCAAACUCUCUUCGUUCUCCGCUGUAGCAGCUCCUCCCCUCAGCCGGCUGCUCCACGUCGGACAGCGAGCCUCCCUCACCAAAACCUUCUCCUUUCGCCACGUUGAGCUGUUCGCCGAGCUCACGGGCGACACCAACCCGCUGCACGUGGACCCAGCGUACGCCAGCACCACCUCCUUUGAGGCGCCCAUCGUGCACGGCGUCCUCAUCAACGGGCUGAUCUCGGCCGUGCUCGGCACUAAGAUGCCCGGCCCCGGCUGCGUCUUCCUGCACCAGGAGAUCCGCUUCCUGGCGCCGCUGUACGUCGGAGAGGAGGUGCUGGCGGAAGCAGAGGUGCUCAAAAUCAAGAUGGCGUUUGCCUUCAUCUCUGUGAGGUGCUCUGUGAAGGACAAAGUGGUGAUGGAGGGGGAGGUCAUGGUGAUGAUGCCGGAGGAGCAGAAGAAGUGACUGGGACAUCCUAACAGCAGAUUUUGGUUUCUAGGUUUUCCGUUUGUUAGCUGAAUUUGUUUUGUUCAUUUUCUUUUAGAAUAAAUGCCUCAUUUUACUUUUA
Oryzias melastigma (Indian medaka) is the source of this 726-nucleotide messenger RNA. RefSeq names its product ribonuclease P/MRP 14 subunit (gene rpp14). The transcript is spliced from 2 exons. Bases 162 to 623 code for a protein of 153 amino acids. The record is from RefSeq and is a predicted model, not a curated record. Gene Ontology annotation, cellular component: ribonuclease P complex. Gene Ontology annotation, biological process: tRNA 5'-leader removal. Lineage: Eukaryota; Metazoa; Chordata; Actinopteri; Beloniformes; Adrianichthyidae.